Knipowitschia caucasica is the source of this 795-nucleotide messenger RNA. Lineage: Eukaryota; Metazoa; Chordata; Actinopteri; Gobiiformes; Gobiidae. The record is from the annotation of a GenBank genome assembly.
AUGGUGAUCGACAGCCCCAUGCUGGACGGGGGCAGCGCCGGCCCCCGCAGCAGGCUGUGCAGGCGCGUCCCGCUGGAGCCGCAGUCCUGCCACAUAUGCCACAAGACCUUCAUCUCCUCCGCUCACCUCAGCCUGCACUUGGCCGGCCACGCCAAGGACCGCAAAGACCGCAAGUUUCCCUGCGCCAUCUGCGGGAAGAACUUCAAGCAGAAGUCUCACAUGGAAGUGCACCGCAUGAUCCACUCGGGCGAGCGGCCGUUCAAGUGCCCCGAGUGCGGCAAGAGGUUCGGGCGCUUGUCGCACCUGAAGACCCACCGCAGGAUCCACUCUGGAGAGCGGCCCUUCCAAUGCUCCCUGUGCUCCAAGACUUUCACCCAAAAGUCAGGCAUGGUGGCGCACGUGCAGCGCCACGCCAACAGGCCUGACCUCCGGAGGCCGUCCGCUACCCUCAGCCGACGCGCGCAGCCCGCAGGUGGAGCGGACGACCUGAAGUGCGGCGUGUGCUGCCGGACCUUCAUGCGCUCCACCUACUUCAGGUUGUGCAAACGGCUGCGCACCCGCUCCGGCUACCGGCCGUACCACUGCCGCGUCUGCAACAAGACCUUCGCCAAGCUGCAGUCCUUCAGCAACCACUGCGACAAGCACCUGCGCCUCAAGCACGAGCGCCGCACAGAGCAGGAGGCCGCCACAGAGCACCACCACCAGGCCACAGAGCGCCACCACCAGGCCACAGAGCGCCACCACCAGGCCACAGAGCGCCACCACCAGGCCACAAAGCGCCACCACCAGGCGUGA